CUCCUCCUGAGGGACACAGAAGAGUCUUUCAGAAGAGGAAGAGAAACAGCAAACACCAACUGCACUCCACGACGAAAACAACAGCUCUUCUUUUCUGGUGAAUAAUUCAGUCCGCUUUAAAGAUGUCGGCCACUGCUGUUCCGCUCCCUAACACGAGGAAUGGCUACACCAUUGUGACCCACGUGAUCUCUCCACCAGCAUCAACUGAACCUGAGCAACUUAUCUACACUGUAGGCCCACUUCGGACGUUUCUGAAAGGAGAACCAAAAGCAUUAGGAAGUGUUCAAAUAAUGAUCGGUUUGUUCACAUUCUUGCUUGGUAUGGUGCUAACCGUCUACAUUCCCGCAUUCACUGUCUUCAGUGGAAUUGCAUUUUGGGGUGCUUUGGUGUACAUCAGCACUGGCUCUCUGGCUGUUUCAGCAAAUAACAAGCUUCAUCACUGUGUGGUGAGGGGUGCUCUGUGGAUGAAUGUGUUUAGCACCAUAAUUGCAGGAAUAAACAUCAUCCUGCUUUCCCUGGAUUUGACACUAGGGCAACUGUUUAGGUACUGCAACCAUAAUAGUGGCUAUGGUUGUAGCCCUAAGGGCCUCACCACUGGGAUUUUUGUAGUUCUGUUGAUUUUUUCCAUAAUUCAGUUCAUCAUCUCAUUUUGUCUCUCAGCCUUUGCCUGUAAAGCCACCUGCAGUGCUGAACCUUCUGUGAACAUCACUGUGGCUCCAAACCAAGCAAGACGUCCUGAUUACCCCAGUGAGCAGUAUCCACUGAAUGCGAUCAACAAUGCCACCAUAAACAGUCCACCAAUGGAAAGUCCUCCACCAUACAGUGAGAUUAAAGGCCAACCAGAUAACUGAGACUAAAAAAUCUCCAGAUGAAACAUCACAAUAAUACUAUAUAUGCACUGCUACUGUAGAAAUAUUCAGAAUUACAUGUUUUAUUUAGUAUCAGAAUAUAUGGUAUGCUGCUGGUUUCAUUUUUAUUGCACUGCCUUUGAUUUUAAUUUUAUGAUGUUUGUUACCAGUUGUUGCACUGUUUUAUAUUGUUUUUUCUUCUUCCAAAGUUUUAAGUCGAACUGCUCCGAUGCAAAGAUGCUUCAGUAAUGUAAUGAGAACAUCAAUGCUUUGUUUUUAUUUAAUACAUCAAUUCUCAGUAUGUUUGUCUGUUGUAUAUAUUGGACACAUUCUAUAGGCCUAUAUAUUUUUGUAUUAAUGCCACUUUGAUGUCGUAAUUCUACAACUUUGUUUCUCAAAAUAGUAUGACUUUUUUCUCGAAAUAUUAUGACU
Molecule: messenger RNA, 1280 nt
Organism: Colossoma macropomum (tambaqui)
Lineage: Eukaryota; Metazoa; Chordata; Actinopteri; Characiformes; Serrasalmidae
Product: membrane-spanning 4-domains subfamily A member 8-like
Exons: 8
Coding region: 123-851 (242 amino acids)
Cellular component (GO): membrane
Source: RefSeq, a predicted model, not a curated record